CAUCUCAAUCCCCUCUACCGUCCUCCAGCCAUGUCCAUCUUAUUCGAAAAGCUCGUAGCCACACCUACGGACAACUUUGGCACUCCCACUUCUGACGAACAGGCGGAAGUAGAAGAAAGUAUUCAAGCUUUCGUGGAAUCCUAUCAAAAUGCAUUACGUGGAAAGAAAGAGCAACAAGGAUCAACAUCAAAUGGCAAGCAUGUCAACUUGAAAGACGAAGAGAUUCCAGUCCCGUCAUUAAACAAAAAGAUGCACGUUGCCUUUCUACGAAGAAUCUUGGACCCAUUACCUAGCAAUUAUUUGGCAUACGAUAGCACCCGAUGUUGGUUGAUCUAUUGGGUUGCACAUUCUUGCCUUUUGAUGGGAUUCGAAUUAGGUGAGCCACUAAGGAGUCGAGCGAUUACUACACUUCUACACUUUCAAAAUCAAUAUACUGGCGGCUUUGGUGGAGGACAUGGUCAAAAUGCCCAUUUGAUGGGAACCUAUGCUAGCGUGAUGGCAUUGGCAAUCUUGGGUGGUCCAGGCCCUUGUCCUGAUGACGAUGAUGUUGCGAUGGGCAUCAGCGUGGAUAUCGGAAAAGGAGGAUGGGAUGCUAUCGAUCGAAAGAAGCUAUAUACCUUUUUGCUUUCACUCAAACAGCCAGAUGGAUCAUUCACAGUGAAUCGUGAUGGUGAAGUAGACGUUCGUGCAACUUAUUGCGUUAUUUGUGUCUCUCUUAUGCUUGGAAUUGCUACUCCAGAGUUAAUGAGAGGUGUAGGAAAUGCAAUAGCAAAUUGUCAAACAUACGAAGGAGGCUUAAGCUCAGGCAGUCAACCAUUUGAUUUGCUGUUCUCAGCACCGUCUCUUUUUCAAAAUGCUGCCUCUUUAGGUGAAGCUCAUGGAGGUUAUGCUUUCUGUGCAAUGGCAACACAUUUGGCCUUGUCGCUCCUGCCUAAUCCAGCAGAGCCAAAUGUAUCAGCAUUUGGGCCGGGGAAAGAGGAAGGCGGAAAGCGUGCUCAAUGGCAUCAAUCGCGUUCUGCAAGCAGUUCAUCUUUAGAUGUCGACCGUAUAUCUCGUUGGUCAGCUUGGCAGCAAGGCUUGCCGAUAGAAGGAGGCGGCUUUCGUGGAAGGACGAAUAAGCUAGUUGACGGCUGUUAUGGUUGGUUCAGCGGAGCAGGUCUAGGCACAAUUCUGAGUGUUCAAUUGGAAUUGCAAGACGGGAAAUGGUGGCUGGAAGAUAAUGCAGAAGGAGAACCGGUCACAACAAGCGGCGAAAGUGAUGGAUGGGAAAGUGUGACUGGAAAUGCUGAAGAGAAUGAUGUUGAAGGUUUCUUGUUUGACAGGAAGGCACUACAAGAAUACAUCUUAGUCGUCGCACAAGCACCGCAAGGAGGUUUACGUGAUAAACCCGGUAAAAGGUCUGAUGCUUAUCAUACAGCAAAUAAUCUAGCAGGUCUGUCCUUGUGCCAGCAUCGUCUGGAGUACAACCAGAGCUCAAGGCAAACAUUAGAGAAAGCUUGGAAGUCAACAGAAGCUUCAAAGAUUGAAGAGCACAACAGCGCGGAUAAUUGGCGCAAGGAAUGCUAUCUUUCUAUGAUGGCGUUUGUAAGCGAUCCUAGAUACCUUUGCAUCCUGGGCAGCGAUGAAAACAGAUUAGGCAUCAAUCAUCCUAUCUUCAACGUUCCUCUAACAAGAUCUGUUCCUAUGCUCAAAUGGGCCUACGCUCAAAAUUGAUUAGCUCUUUGUAUCGUAUGUUCACAUUGCAAUAUUUUACAUUUGUACUUUAUAUCACUUAUGAUCUCCUCAUAUCCUUUUUCCAAUCAAGAUAUGAAAGGCCAACCCCGGUAAGCGAGAGAGAUUUUGAACGUGAC
Messenger RNA from Meira miltonrushii, 1850 nucleotides. Its product is annotated as terpenoid cyclases/Protein prenyltransferase. Gene Ontology annotation, molecular function: protein farnesyltransferase activity. The transcript has a single exon. Gene Ontology annotation, cellular component: protein farnesyltransferase complex. Bases 31 to 1713 code for a protein of 560 amino acids. Lineage: Eukaryota; Fungi; Basidiomycota; Exobasidiomycetes; Exobasidiales; Brachybasidiaceae. Gene Ontology annotation, biological process: protein farnesylation. The record is from RefSeq and is a predicted model, not a curated record.